AUGUUGAUCUUUGAUCCCCCCACCACUCCUCGUUGGGGGGACGUGACAGAUGAUGUGCGGCAGCUCAUCCGUCAGCGCCUUCAGCGAGAUUCCAUCACUGGCCAGGAGCCCGGACCAGUAGACUUUUACAAAGGGACUCACUGUCGGCAGGCGACAGGAUCUUGGGUACAUCCUAGAGCCAGCGAGAUUUGGGAGGAGAUGAACACCUUACGCAGUCAGCCCACUCCCGAUGGUACUCAGCGGAGUGAGCCAGAGAUCCUGAGUCAGGUGCUUGGUACCCGUUCUGGAUAUGUGCGUGGGUUUGGCCAUGGUGCCAAGCUCAUGGCACCCGCUAGAGCUGCCUCCAGCCGAUCCAUCGUCGUUGGCGACAGCGCCGUACGCCGAGCUGAUACUGCAGAGAGAGAGGUUCAGCAGCUACGGGUCAUCGUCGAUGACAUCAAAGAUCAGCUGGAUAGACAGAGGGAGGAGCAGGCGAGGCAGAGGGAGGAGCAGGAGAGGAGGAUGGAGGAGUAG
Molecule: messenger RNA, 513 nt
Organism: Magnolia sinica
Lineage: Eukaryota; Viridiplantae; Streptophyta; Magnoliopsida; Magnoliales; Magnoliaceae
Exons: 3
Coding region: 1-513 (170 amino acids)
Source: RefSeq, a predicted model, not a curated record